GGACCGGGGGUCAGUGUUUUCGGGUUACCCGAAAUAAACCUCCGUUAUCAAAUUCCUUCGGCGUUGAGUGGAGUCUUCACAACAAGACAGGCUGUAUACUCGUGUGGUAAUUGACUAAGUUUUUGCAGUUUUAUGUAAGUGAAUUAAGUUUUCAACCAAUGCGCUUCCGUCUUUGCCCCUUUCGUUUCUGAAUACUCUCCAGUCUUCCACGGAUGAAAAUGACAUCUUGUUCCCAGGUUUUUAAGCGAUGCUUUUCAACAUGGCGGAAGUUAACAUACCAACAUGUACAUACGACUUGUCUUGAAGAUUAUUUACCAUUUCCCGUUUAUAAGAAGCAUUUCAACGUUAAGAAUAAGAAACAAAAAUGGAAGGAAAAAGCCAAGAUACUGCUGGGGAACCGGAAAAGGGGGAUUUUACAAAGCCUCAAGCACCUACAGAAAGGAAAGUUUCGGCAUCCAAGAUGGCUGAAGUCAGCUCAACUGCUAUUGUGAAGUACUCAGCUCAAGAAGUUUUGCCUUACUUUAAACUGCAACAGGAUACUGACUUGAAUGUUGCUCCUUCAAACUGGUUGCGAGAUGGAAGGUUUUCUGAUGUUAAUCACCACAGACGGGACCCUGUCGAAUUCUCAAGUUUUGGCAUGGCUCACAGUUUUGUUGAUUCUAUUGGUGAUGUUGAUGUGAUAUCUGAUGCUGAGAACAUCAAGAAGUUACUCAAAAUACCCUACAGUGUCAAGACUGAAGUCAGCUUAGCAGUCCACAGAGUAGGACCAACACUGCUGUUGGAUUAUCUUGAUGUCCCAGCACUCAUUUCCUAUGCAUCUCAGGAAAGAGGUGACAGUAUUCAUCCCAGGUGGCUUUAUGAUUUUUACUGUGAACAAACUGGAAUUCCAAAGGACGCAAGCUUUGAACGUAAAAAGAAGAAAAAGGAUCAGGCAAGACUAAGACACAUCUUUUCAAAAUUCCUGCAUUACAGCAUUCAGAAUCUCAAUAAAGAUGCUUCGACAGACCCAAGCUUUAAAACUUACACUGAACCCACAGCCACACCCUUUGGGCACACAGUGGAUAGUGACACCUAUAGUGAGGGUGAAGGCUCAACAUGCGACUAUGCAGUUCCAGGCACAGCGGUGGACUCUGCUAAGGAGGGCACUGAUUUGUUUGCACCACUAAUCUUAGAGGACGAUUCACAAGAAGAGCCUGUUCUGCCUCAGCUUCAACAGGACUCUUCCUUUCAGCACAAUGUUCUGUGGCAGUUUGAAGACAUUCAAAUGCUUGUUGGAUCCAACCUUCCAAUAUUUGGAGGAGGCAAAUACCCUGCUGUCAGCCUAAGGCUCAGGGAGUGUGGCAAUCCUAUCAAUGUACUGACAGGGUUAGAUUACUGGCUCGAUAACUUGAUGUGUAAUGUUCCAGAGGUCGCUAUGUGUUAUCACUUGGAUGGGAUUGUGCAAUAUUAUGAUCUUUACAAAACAGAGGAAUUGCCAAACUUGGAAGGAAGCAAUUUCUCUCCAAAGGUCAUCAAGGAUGUAGCGCAAAAUAUCUUGUCUUUCAUGAAGUCAAAUUGUACUCGUGAAGGUCACACCUACUGGCUGUUUAAAGCAACUGACAGUGACGUCAUAAAGUUGUAUGAUUUGACCUCAAUCUGUCAACAGAGGACGGACGACAAGACAGAGAACUUAUUUACCGUGCCUGUGGCUAUGCUGUUUUACCGGGUUGCAAAGAACAUGAUGAACCAGUCACCACUGAGAGUGGGGGAACAAGGGACAGCCCGUCAGUUACUCAAUAACUGCCUCCUACUUCUUGACAAUGAGAAAUUCCCAGAGAUUUUUGCGUCGGCAAGCUACUUGUUGUCUGACCUAUAUUCACCUGACGAUGUACACGCGCUGCCUGCCAUAAACCCAACUGAUCAACAACAGGCGGAUGACAGCGAAGAACCGGCCCACGAGAAGAAUUCCUCUCGUGUUUUUGCUGAUGAAAAUCAAGCAGAUACUGCGAUGGCUUCAAAGUCGCUUGACGUAACAAAGUUAUCAGCGCCUGUGACGCAGCAGGAUGAUUGGAUUAAGGUUUCCAAGCCAUUACCAAGCAAUGUGGAAGAGCGAUGUAAGGUGGCUCUAUCGCAUAUCGUUAAGGGCCUUUCGUGUGUCAAGAAGCAUUUAACAGAAGGUACCUCUCAAGGGGAAGUCCUAAACUUAAGCGCAAAGAGCAGCUCCUCCACAGAAUGCCCCUCCUCGCCUCCCCAGUCCCCGGCUGCCAGAAUCGAUGGCGAAGCAUCUAGCCACAGUCCACCGCAAGCAGUUGUUGCUACAUUUGCAAAGCACCUUCAUCCGUACAAGAGAAAGAAGUCACCGCUGGUCCUUGUACGGCCGGCCCGUUGGCAAGAGAAGACCGCUGGGUUACUGUUCUACAAAGCAGCGGCAGUGUAUCACUCGUUAGCUUGCACAUUCAAUUCGAACGGAAAGUUUGGCCGCGGCUUAAAGAACUGUAAACUUGCAUUCAAGUGCCUCGAGGCAUCACAGAUCUUUAGUGUGGAAUCUGACGUUAAGAAAGGCGACCAGCUGUUGAUCUCUGUGCUGUUUGUGUGUGGGGACUCGUACCUAAUGUUGUCUAAGUGUCAGGGGAAUUUAGCUGUUCAUCAGGAAGAUUAUCAGUUUCAAUCCGAAGAAGACGCGUUCAUUUCUGAAACAGUUGAGGAGUGCAUUGCUGGUCAAGGGGAGCAUUCUUCCAGCGUCAAGUUUGUGUCUGAGGUGGAGAAAAAUUUGCUUAAGAGUGUUAGUCUAUAUGACGCAGCUCUUCAGCUAGUGACGACAGACACUAAAGUAGAGCUGAUGGUCAACCUGACGAGGCGCAUGGGAAAUGCCAAGAACGAACUGGGCGUGCUUUAUAUGAACAAGGCCGCUGCCAUGAUGGACAGCGGCACAGAUCCCUCCUUUCUGGAACGAGAACUGUGGAAGAGAAGCUUCUCUUGUUUCGAAAGCGGUAUUCGCACUUUUGACAUCACGCAUGACAGUGCGAACAAGGCGUUACUACUGUCCAAUUUAGGCAGAUUAAUGCGACUGUGCGCUCAGGGUGUGGGUGGCGUGGAAACCAAGCUGACAGGAAGAAGAGGAGAAUUCAGCCAGGAAGAGAGGAGUUAUUUUAACAAGGCGUUUGAGUUCUACAACAGGGCGUUUCGCUGUUUGUCAGAGAGGAAAAAAAGCCCACAGGUCUGGGACACCGUCACGUGGGAACUAUCAGGCUCCUACUAUUCAAUGGGCACGCUGCUUCAGGAUUAUGCUCCUUUAUCAUCUUAUGCUCAGGAGCAGGUUGAGCAAGAAGUUACUGAGCUGAUGAUGAAAGCACUCCGGUUGUUGGAGCCCACUGCCGCUGGGUCUGCGUUCUACACUAGCGCCAAGUCUAGGCAGCAGCUAUAUCAUCGCAUUGCCUCAAUACACCAUCGCCUGGCGUCUCUUUACCAUAAUUCUUAUAGAAACCAGGCUGUUGAUCACUCAAAGAAGAAAGCGCGCUCUUUAGCUGAGCUUCAUUACAAUAAGGCUGUGGGGUGUUUACAACCAAAACAGUUCCCCUGUGAGUGGAUACGGGUUCAUCUGGAACAGGUCGCCAUGUGUGAAUAUCACGUGACAACUUACGGUGGGUCAGCAGCUGCUAUUCGAAGUCUACAGGCAGCUCUGGAUCAUUUGUUUGAUACUAAGAGAGCUUUAGAACACUUAGGGACGUUAACAGAUGUUGAGAGGAGCGAAUGCGAAACUGCAACAGGCUCAAAGAGCGAAGAAAGCUCCAAGGUUCACGCGAAAGACGACUCUGAAAUCAAAUGGGAAGAGGUGCGGACGUUGAUUCCGAUUUUGGAAUCGCGUCUCACGAACGUUUUGAAAGAACUCGUAAAAGCAAACAGUUUGCUCAAGAAUAAGGGAAGAUCGGGCAGGGACUGGGGAGGACUGGAAACGGCCAAGCAGAUGUACUCUGUGGCAUUACGGAGCAGUAGCACUAGCGGGGAUGAAGACAUUGUUAAAAAAUGUCAAAGAUUAGCAGAAACGCUUCAAAAGCUGCAGGAAAUUAAGCACAAAUCCAAGUGAUAUUUGAAAAGUGGCAAGUCAAAGCGUGAAACGAGUGUAAGACCGUCAUUAGAGAUCGUGAACCAGUAAUUUUCACGAGAAGCACGGUGAAAGUAUACAUAAACAAAGUUUGCGAAAAGACAGUGGCGGAUAUGGGAAAUCCUUUUUGUAGCUGGUGCUGUGGUGGAACCGACACGAGUCACUCGCUGCGCGCUGACAGAAACAUUCCCUUCACCCUCAUUUAUCUCUUUCGUGACUAGGUGUCACAUAAGGCCUCCUAAACAUUUCCUACUCUUUGUUGAGUGUGGCAACCGGUUAUAGGCACUCAUGGUAACGCACACCACAAUUGGUUUAAGUUUGGUGCAUAUUCCUGUUGAUUAGUUCGACUUUCACGAGAUUUGAUUUUACUACACAACUGUACAAACUCAGAGUCAACUCACUUUUGGCGAACAAGUGAAAACUGCUCACUUGACUUGUUCGAUCAUCCUGUCUUUUAACUGAGAUGUUUAAGGUGGAAAAAUCAUCUCCACUGCUGUAACAUCAAGGAUAAAACAAUGUUCAGAGAGGGCUAAACAUUAAAAAUAUAUUUUUUUCAAAAGAAAUGAAUGAUUUACACACUAAAACUGAGAUUAAAAAAUUGAUAAAAUA
This is a messenger RNA of Orbicella faveolata, 4690 nucleotides long. Its product is annotated as erythroid differentiation-related factor 1-like. Gene Ontology annotation, biological process: positive regulation of DNA-templated transcription. The record is from RefSeq and is a predicted model, not a curated record. NCBI's taxonomy places the organism in Eukaryota, Metazoa, Cnidaria, Anthozoa, Scleractinia, Merulinidae.